Miscanthus lutarioriparius is the source of this 306-nucleotide messenger RNA. The record is from the annotation of a GenBank genome assembly. Lineage: Eukaryota; Viridiplantae; Streptophyta; Magnoliopsida; Poales; Poaceae.
AUGCGCCGCGGCGGAUCGGGGGAGGCCGCCGCCGCUGCCGCGGAGGACGACGUCUUCGUGGGGUGCCACCGCGGCGGCGAGGUCGGGGAGGAAGGCACGCUGUGGACCAAGACCAUCAUCCUUGGGGAGCGGUGCCACGUCCCGAGCAGCAGCGACGAGGAGGACGGCGUCGAUAGGGUGACGGUCAAGAAGUGGAAGAGCUAUCGGCGCCCAAGGCAGCCGCGGUCGGUGCCAGUCACCAGGAGCAACUCCUUCGCCGGCGUGGGAAGCGCCGCCGCACGCAGACCUACCAACUCACGCUUCUAG